AGCCGAGCGACGGGCUACUACGCACCUAUUUUGAGAGAGAAUUCCCAAGUCUUUGCUCCCCAACUGGCGAGACCUUUAUAAGGCUGCAGACUUCCAAGUCUUUGCUCUUCCACUGAACAAGGCGAACGCUUUUCGUCAUUCAAGACUCGAAGAUUCUCAUCAUGGAUUCAACAACCCCCAGGGGACUAGACACUCCUGACCUCGCAUACUCAGCAACCUACCCAUUACUCCCAGACAAGACUGAACAGGGUCAAACCGUCAACUGUAUAUCCCGUCCCCCUAGCUCUAUUUUCAAAGUCGAACCAUCCGGCCGCAAGGAGCCUUCAAAAGUAGCUGUCAGCAGAGGUCUUCCAUGGCCGGAAUUACUCACUCAUAUUGUUGGCCUUGGUGUCACAAUCACAAUAGUCUGGAUAAACUACAGAAAGCUCUACUCCACAAAGCUAGAAACAAUAUUGAUGAGCAACGAGGACGUUUCCCUUAACAUGUGGCAAGUCGCGUCCAAGGCUCACGAAUUGGUCCUGGUUUCGUCUCUGUCCUUCAUCGCCCUCCAUUACAUGCGAGAGUACCUCCUGGGACCGCAAGGCUUACCUUUCGGUCUGCUAGGCGCUCCAUAUAUUUGCGGCACUGUCUCGAUGAUGUUUCAGGUUCCUUUCUGGUUCCAUGGAGUUCGGAAACUAAGAUACGCCCCCUACGCAACUCUGCUGCUCAUCAUCUGCAUCUUGUCGCUCUUCCUUGGUCCCUUUUCAGCAAUGGCCAUGAUACCGCGCCGUGGCUGGUAUGUUGUCGAUACUCCUUUUCAAGAUCAGUCGGGUGUUAUAUAUACGACCAACCAGAAUCAAUGGAGGACAACAUUAAACGAGACCAAAACAUACGGCGGAACUUGCAACGAUGUUUCACCGUUGCUGUAUAUCGAGGGCCCUUGCCCUGGCGUUGGCCUGUCAGAGAUCAUGUUCUGGUGGCAAGGCCAUAUCAGCAAUGGGGCAGAAGCCGGUAUCGUCUUCGAGGACACUUACUCCGACGCACAGCGUCAUUUGAGCAUAGGGACACUGGAAAGAGUCGCAGAUUUUCAAUUCGGCACUGUUUCCACAGCAAUCACCAAAACAAUCCUGCUUGGAGCGGGUGGACUCUGGAGCUACGUACGUGAGAAUAUUCCAAGUCUUGCCAGUAUCAAUUCUCCAGAGUUUCGCAUUGCUCCUGAAACUGCAAUAUACCAGCCCAUCGUUCAUGUCGAAUGCAAUACUCAGAUAUGGGACCAGAACCAAACUACUCCAAACAUUACCUUCCCAACAGCAGAGAUUGGGUGGAACGAUGUGAGUCAGGACCCGUUCGUUCUGAACGUGGAGUCAGACACGUGGGGCCAGUGGCGUAAUUUUUCUAAACGUCGCUUUUCCUGGAUCAGAGACGAUCGCACAGGUAACAACACAUCCUCCAUACUUGCUCUUACCGGACUUCCCAUAUCGGAAAGAAACCUGUACCCCAACCCACCCCAGUAUGCACUGGUUCCCUGCUCGAUCGAUGCUAGAUGGGUGGCAGCCAAUGUUUAUUACCAGCCCAGAAAUUCGACAAAGGUCUCGAGCAACGUAACUGACAACCUGGGCGAGCUCCAUUCACGAAAGAUAGGCAAGACAGGCACAGCCGAAGACUUCAGACGUCGCUAUGGCAUGUCUGACAAGCCCAUCGACAUCCAGACUGACUUCGCCAAGUGGAUAACCAAUGUUAGCAUCUACGAUCACAGUCCUGACUGGGUGAGUGGCGACGUGCUUCUAUCAGAACUUCCAAUAUUCGGACCCGACGGAUACGCUUCGAAGUUUAACCUCUCUCUGAAAGCCUCCGAAUCACCUAUCGCAGCCAGAGACGCCUUCUUCGCCGAGUCCAUAUCCAAGCUCAUGAGCGUACUCAUCACAAACGGUCUCACCGCUCCCGGGCUGUUAGAAACUGUGAUGCUAGACACAAGCACCAACAGAAGCGAGGCCUCAUUAAUCAAUCUCCGCGAAACCCGCUCCGCCCUCUACCUUGAACAAGGCAUACAAAUCAGCCCCGAAGAACAUGAAAACAUGACCUACUUGAACAACGAAGCCUUCAAAUUCCGCUUCAAUGUCAGGCAGCACGGCUACGGCUGGCAGAUUGACAGCACGUCAACAAAAGUCGCCGUCUGCUUCCUUCUGAUCUACUGUGCCCUGGUCACGUUGCACUUUGUAUCCAUCAUCCUGCUAUGGUCGUUCGGUCGUUACAAGUACUGCUCUGCCUGGGGUGACAUUAGUGCGCUGGUCGCACUGGCGUUCAACUCCACACCUGACGAUAAGCUGAAAGGAACUGGAGCUGGGAUCAAGAAGAACUCCACUUGGGCGUCGCUUGUCAACGUCAGAGCAGUGCACGACGACACCCUCGAGAUGAAGCUCACCGCAGUGAAUGCUAGGAGUGGGUGGGAGCAUGAGAAGGUCAAGAUCGACGUGAAGUAUGAUUGAGUAGUAGAAAAGUAGUAGUGUUCAUCGCAGACUUGCUUUCCCUUUGCCACUUGCAGAACAUCGAUGUCACCUCUCCCCUCAUACCUA
Messenger RNA from Pseudovirgaria hyperparasitica, 2552 nucleotides. RefSeq lists its product as uncharacterized. Bases 162 to 2465 code for a protein of 767 amino acids. The record is from RefSeq and is a predicted model, not a curated record. The transcript has 2 exons. Lineage: Eukaryota; Fungi; Ascomycota; Dothideomycetes; Acrospermales; Acrospermaceae.